CACACUGUGCUCUGAUUUUGAUGCUUGCAGAAAUAAAACAGAGGAAAAUAUAGAAAGAGAAAUUAAUGAGCUACAGUGAGAGGUGGAGAGAGAGAGAGAAGAGUACCGCGUAAGCUCGAUACCUUUGUCAACCUAUUUUUACUCCUGUCUCUCUUAAGCAGCUCGAUUUGAGUGGCCUCUAAGAGAGAGAAGCGGUGGGCGGAAGAGAGAUAUAGAGAGAGAAAGGGUAAGAGAAGCUAGGGAAGAAGAAGACGAUUAACUUGGCAUUUCUCUUAUAUAUACACAGAAAGAAGACGUAAUGUUGAAGAGGAGAAGCAAUUUGGCCUCUGACUCCUGCUUCUCUUCUAAUUCGAUGGAGAAGAUUAGAAGCUCUACCUUUUUCAACGUUCCCGGCCUCUUCGUCGGAUUUACAGGGAAAGGAGUACAUGAUUCUGAUCCUGCGAAGAGCCCCACUUCUCCAUUGGAUCACAGGCUUUUCUCCAACUUCAGCUCUUCUUUUGUUCGAUCUCCGAGAUCGAUGGGAAGAAGCUGGGAUUGUAGCAGAGUUGGGCUUGGCUUGGUGGAUUCUCUCAGUGAUGAAAAGGGGCAGUGUAGUCCUGAGAGCAAGAAUAUUCUUUUAGGACCACAGAUGAGAAUUGUGAACAAAAUAACUCCUAAGCCAACAAAUUUGGGCUCAAACAUGGCGACCUCUCUCUUUUCCCCCUUCGGUUCUUAUGAAAAGAUUGAAUCUUGCACAGCAGACAAAGCUCAGCAAAUUUAUCAUAACCCCAAGCCAAGUUCCGAUGUUUUUGUUUCUGAUUCAAAAAGCUCAAAUCUCUGUUCUCCUCCAAAUUUCUUCUCUGGUUCCCUUCCGAUGUCGAGCAGUUCAAUCAAUGGCUUCAUGGGUUCACUUUCUGCAAGCGAGAUUGAGCUUUCAGAGGAUUACACUUGCAUUAUCUCGCACGGACCUAAUCCGAAAACUACUCAUAUUUUUGGAGACUGUAUCUUAGAGAACUUCUUGAUUGAGUCUAUGGGUUCGAAGAAUAAGCAAGAAGAGGAAGAAGGAGACUCUCACUGGAUUGUUAAGAGCUUGGAGGAGACUCCACCUUCCUUUCAUUCUAAUGAUUUCCUGAGUUUCUGCUGCCACUGUAACAAGAAGCUAGAAGUAGGCAAAGAUAUCUAUAUGUACAGGGGUGAGAAGGCAUUCUGCAGCUACAGCUGCCGUGAACAAGAGAUUUUAUUCGACGAAGAGCUGGAAGGGGAGAAAGAGGCGACGGGGAUGGGCCCUUAUGAUUCCCCAAGCUCUUCUUCUCCUCCUUCCAUGAAGAUCUAUUCCUUUGAACGAAUGGUGAUUGCCCGGCCCUGAGCAACAUCGCUGACCGUUGGAUUGCCACAGCGAGCCGUUCGAUCCUUCGUCGACAACGAGCUGUCUAAUGUGAAUUCUGAAGCAGCCGUGGACGAUCAAUUUUCAUGUACAUUGUUGAUUCCUUUUUCGCUGAUAUUGCGCGUUCAUGGUCAGAUUGUUUGUAGGUAAAUGCUGGGUAUUGCCUUACAUUUUGAAAUUUCAUGUCCUAUGGAUAGAAACUUGGUAGGGAUAAAUCAGGGUUGGGAUCUAAAGGGGUUUUUUUGCUACUGUAAUGCCUCUCAUUUUGCUUAUCCUAUGCAGUUAUUGUAUGAUCUAAAGUGUAGACUUGCGUAAGUUCAUCAAUGAAUAUGAGGAGUUUAAAUA
This is a messenger RNA of Phalaenopsis equestris, 1708 nucleotides long. RefSeq lists its product as uncharacterized. The record is from RefSeq and is a predicted model, not a curated record. The coding region runs from base 299 to 1345 and encodes 348 amino acids. Lineage: Eukaryota; Viridiplantae; Streptophyta; Magnoliopsida; Asparagales; Orchidaceae. The transcript is spliced from 3 exons.